AUGGAAGCGAGCAAGAGAUUAUCUCGAUUAACAAAGAGCAAUCUUGAAAUAUUUUCUAUCGUAUGGCUCGAUACUUGCGUCAAUCUUGUUCAGGAAAAUCCUGAUGUUCAACAACGAAUUCGUGCAACAAUCAAUCAUUUGGAAAUAUUUUCUGCGAAGGACGAAUGUGAGCAAUAUAUUCGAUCUGUACAUCCCAACGAUCAGAUCAUUUUUAUUGUCGACUGUCAAUCUGGUCAAGACAUUGUGCCUGACAUUCAUCAAUUGCCACAAAUUUCCUCCAUAUAUAUCUACUGUCUAGAUAAGCAGAAAUACGAACCAUGGACGAAGUCAUUCUCAAAAAUCAAAAACGUUAUUGCACAUGUGGAUGAAUUGAUCGAACAAAUUCAGUCAGAUCAAACUAAACGAGUUCAUAAUAGACAUAACGAAACGCUUUCGAUUGAUUUUUUUCACGCAAAUGAGAGUUCAGAGCAAUCAAGUACGGCGCUAAACGGUCAAUUUAUUCAUUCUCAACUUUUGAUAAAUUGUCUUCUUCGAAUGAAAUUAUCGAUAAAUGAUAAAAAUGAGCUUAUUUCGCUGUGUAAAGAAGAAUACAACGGUAAUCCAAGACAAAUAUCUAUUGUUGGUGAAUUUGAAACGAAUUAUUCACCUGAUCGGGCUGUAUGGUGGUAUACAAGAGAUUCAUUUCUAUACAAAAUCUUCAACAAGGCUCUUCGAAUGCAAAAUAUCGAUGUACUUUUUCUUUUUCGAUUCUUUCUUCGCGAUCUUGAACAACAACUGAAACAGUACAAAUGUUCAUCGACAAUUCGUGUCUAUCGAGGUCAACUCAUAUCGAAUAACGAGCUAAACAAACUGAAAGCUUCGAUCGGACAAUUUAUUUCAAUGAACUCAUUUCUAUCAACGACUAUCGAUCGUGAUGUAGCGCUCUUCUUUAUUGGUGAUAUUCAUUCCUUAGACGAUGAACUCAAGCCAAUUUUAUUCGAGAUUGAUGUUGAUCCCCGACUUGAUGGCACCAAACCAGUUGCUGACAUAACAUCGCUCAGUUACUUUCAUGCCGAACAAGAAGUACUCAUUAUGCUCGGAUCAAUUUUUCGUCUUACUGAUCUACAUCAAGAUGAGAACGAAAUAUGGAUCGGUCAGAUGACGCUAUGUAGCGAUAAUGAUCAUCACUUGAAUCAAGUGUUUGAAUUCAUGAAGAAUGAAUAUGGAACUGGAGAGACUGAUCUUCUUUCAUUUGGUCAUAAACUAAAGGACAUGGGUAGAUUUGACGACGCGGGCAAAUACUAUCGUCGAUUGCUCAAUGAACUACCGUAUGAUCAUAAAGAUGUUCCACGCUGUUACCACAACCUCGGAAAUAUGGCGUUUCAAAAAGGAGAUUAUGAUUCCAGUCUCCAAUGGUAUAAUAAGUCGCUCGAUAUUUGGAAUCGAACACUUGAGACGAAUGAUCCUCUUCUAGCGACGGGCUACAAUAAUAUUGGUCUUGUGUACGAUGACCAAAAUGAUUCGAAGAAGGCACUUGAAAUGUACGAGAAAGCAUUGCAGAUUUGGAAGCAAAAGUUUGGUGAGAACCAUGCUAAUAUAGCCAAAUGUUACAAUAACAUAGGUGUCGUCUAUCGAAAAGAGAAAAAUUAUCAUACGGCACUUAAGUAUUAUCAAAAGGCACUGAGUAUCCUGCAGAAGCUUCUUCCCGUCGAUCAUCCAGAUUUAGGCUUACCACAUAGUUGUAUUGCCAAUAUUUAUUAUUAUAUGGGCGAAUAUGACCUUGCCUUGCACUACCAUGAGCAAGCACACAGAAUCAAAUUGAAAACUCUCCCUUCUCAACAUUCCUCGAUUGCAAAUACACUUGAGAAUAUUGGACUUAUUUACGAAUGCAAGGGUGACUUACAACGUUCUCUGUCAUAUUAUAGAAAUGCAUCCGACAUAUUUCAUCAUACACUGCCGUCUACACAUCCAAAUGUCAUUAAAGUUGAGCAAAGUGUCAAUCGCAUUCUUUCAAAAAUAAUGUCAGAAUGUGCUCUACAUGAAUAA
Adineta ricciae is the source of this 2025-nucleotide messenger RNA. NCBI's taxonomy places the organism in Eukaryota, Metazoa, Rotifera, Eurotatoria, Adinetida, Adinetidae. The record is from the annotation of a GenBank genome assembly.